This is a messenger RNA of Fulvia fulva, 585 nucleotides long. RefSeq lists its product as uncharacterized. The record is from RefSeq and is a predicted model, not a curated record. Lineage: Eukaryota; Fungi; Ascomycota; Dothideomycetes; Mycosphaerellales; Mycosphaerellaceae. The transcript has 2 exons. Bases 1 to 585 code for a protein of 194 amino acids.
AUGCUAGUCCACUGUGACUCACAGCAAGCUUCGUGUUCUUUCACAUGCUCCAAGGGAUGGCCAGCCAAAUCCUACACGCUCUCACAUAGGAUCCAAAGCUGUUUCCUGAUGUCUGCUGUGGCAUCUCUUCGACACUGCUCGAGACUUGAGAAGCUCGGCUGCCACGAACGCCUUCGCUUGUCCUUAGCUGGGUCCGGUCUUUUGGAAGAGCUGCUGUACCAGAAGACGAACGGCAAGAUCAAGAUACAUGGUGUUGAGGUGCCUUCUUGUCGGUCUGUAUAUCUCCCUGAGGAUCGUAUGCUCAGAGUACCCAGCACUACAUCUCUGCAUCCCGACGCGAUACUGGCAGACACGUUGUUGUUCUGCUACCCUCGUCAGUCUUCACUGAUCAGAGAGUAUGUCGAUCAAUUCGGCAGUGGGGCACUGGCUCAGAUUGUGCUGGUUGUCAACCACAACGACUGGAAAGAUAUGGCCAAGAUAUUGCAUGAUUCUUUCUCGACAAUAGAGAUUGUUGAAAGCGCAGGUCUGCCCGAAUAUGAAGUGCUCGUCGUGGCAUCAGUGCCUCGUGGCCGCCACAAAAGCUAA